GGCUGAAAGAAUAUGUCCGAUGUUGCUGACUGGGGUGUGAAAUGUGACAUUCUUGUGUUUCAAUGGAGUGCUCUAAAGUGAAACAGGAGACUGUGAGGACAGUUCGGUUCAGAGUAGCAUCUGCCAACAGUGGUCGUGUGUUGGCUGAAGUGUUCAAGGAUGAGACAAGGAGGUCUGGCUUGGUGCCUAAGCCAGUGGACUUGGACAGCACCCGUGGUCCUGAGGCCCAGCAGAAGGUCUCGUCUCCCCCCAGUGAGGCCAACAGCCACCUGAAAGGGCUGCUGGUGGAAUCUUCUCAUGAGGAGAAUGGCGGCGAACCCGAUGACCUGCUUUUGUAUGCUAGUGCCAAGAGAGAGACACUCUUCAGCAACAAGCGACUCAAUAUCUGCAGCAAAAAUGGAACAAUUAGAGGGGUGAGGAACAAAGUGAGCGCAGGUCAAGUGCUUUUCAACAACCUCUCCAAAAUGUACUCCGUAAGUUGA
Corythoichthys intestinalis (scribbled pipefish) is the source of this 482-nucleotide messenger RNA. It is a transcript of the gene grxcr1b, whose product is annotated as glutaredoxin and cysteine rich domain containing 1 b. The record is from RefSeq and is a predicted model, not a curated record. The transcript has a single exon. Lineage: Eukaryota; Metazoa; Chordata; Actinopteri; Syngnathiformes; Syngnathidae. Gene Ontology annotation, biological process: sensory perception of sound. Bases 63 to 482 code for a protein of 139 amino acids.